Culicoides brevitarsis is the source of this 3598-nucleotide messenger RNA. RefSeq names its product zinc finger matrin-type protein CG9776. NCBI's taxonomy places the organism in Eukaryota, Metazoa, Arthropoda, Insecta, Diptera, Ceratopogonidae. The coding region runs from base 607 to 3468 and encodes 953 amino acids. Gene Ontology annotation, biological process: positive regulation of DNA-templated transcription; negative regulation of DNA-templated transcription. The record is from RefSeq and is a predicted model, not a curated record. The transcript has 2 exons. Gene Ontology annotation, molecular function: zinc ion binding; nucleic acid binding. Gene Ontology annotation, cellular component: nucleoplasm.
UACAGUGACUUUCCCUCAUCCUUUACGUGUUUUCAGUGGAAAAUAAGUGUAAAAUGUAUUAUUUCUCCGGGAAAAUCAGAAUUUCAUAACUUGUCGGUACAAUUUUUUUUCGCACUAAGAUGGCGUAUGAUAAAUUGCGAGAAUUGGCAAGAAAAAAAUUUUUUUGAACCAGGAAGUGGCACGUUUUUGGGUCAUUUUUGGAAUUAAAUUAAAAUAUUUAAAUAAAAAUUGAAUUUUUCAUCGUUAUUUGUUGCUUCAAAUGUGGCGUCUAAUACGUUUUGCACUUAUUUCUCGCUGACUCACACCAUUUUUGUACGAUUUUUACACAUAAAUAUACUUUUUUUUUGUUCUUGAAAUAUUAAUUGGAAAUUGUUGUGUGUUAUGUAUUAUCAAUAAAGCAAAUGUAGAUGGCCAUCAGAGAUUCCAAUGGCUCUUUGUGGCCACACAAGAGAGUUGUAUUUGUGUUCGCACGCUCUUGUGGCCGAAGAAAAAUCCUUUUUUGAGCUCUCUUUACUUGAAAUUCUAGUAGAGUAAAAAUCACGAGGUUCUCUAUCGAUCUAGACAGAGAGGAUAAACCCCGCUACUGAGGAUUUUUGAAGCAAAAUUAUGGAUUAUCAUCGUGCCGCGCAUCCCAAUGACCCGCGUGUCAAGUCGACGUCGUCAUCUUCGCGUCGUUCCCGCAGUCGUAGUCCACGAAAAGGCAGUCGUUACAAUCGCCGAUCACGCACCAAGAGUCCCGAUCGUUCGUACAAUCGUUCCCGAGGUCGUUCCAAGCGUCAUGAUUCGCGCGAUCGUGAUCGUCGACGCACUUCACCACCACCAAUCAACGAAAAUAAUCACAUGAUGGACGGUUACGGCAACAAUUACGGCGCAGAAGUCGAUCCCACAGCUUAUAACAACGCCUGGCCCCCAAAUCCGUAUCAAUAUGCGCCUCCUCAGGCAUACGGGGGAUAUGGAGCUGUUCCGCCACCACCGAUAAUCAACAAUGCCGUGAGUAUUUCGCAACCUGUACCGCCGGGAGCGACAGAUUUCGCACCUCCGCCAGCUCCCGUGUGGAAUGCAGCUUCCGAAUUGGGCAUAAGUGGCGUUCCGCCGCCACCGACGCUCGACGACGAAGAAACGCGCAAGAAAAAGGAAGCAGCAAUCGCCGAAGAGAAGCGAAAUCAACGUUUGGCACUCGAAAAACAACGAGACGACUGCAAACAACGUGUUACCGCUCUAACACGCGAACUGGAGAUAUUACGAAAUCAGAGAAAAGAUUUGACUUCGUCAUCGAAACGAUCCCCGAGUCCGACAACGAUGAAUUUCAUCCGAGAAAACGACAAAUUGCAAGAGCAGAUACAGGGUAAAUUGAGUACAAUCAAGAAUGUAAUCGAAAUGUUGACGGAUAUCAUCAGCAAGGACAUGUCAAAGUCCGAAGAAAAGUCAGAAAAACCGAAAAAGGACAAGAAAGACGACAAACGUUCACGCAAAGAUGACAAAAGUCCCGCAAAAUCGCGAGAUAAGACGUCAAAAGACUCCUCAAACGGGGUUUUUAACAUCGUACAUUACGAUCCCGAGCUCCAUUGGUGUCAAUUAUGCAACGUUUUCCCCAAAACAGCAAAAGACUAUCUCAAUCACUUGCACAGCAAGGAACAUCAGGCGAAACAACAACCGCCCGAGAUGCCGUGGCGCGAAAAACUCGUUCCCGAUGAAUUCCCAACGCAUCCAGAUGCGCCGCCAAAACGAACUCCCAUUCGUGGAUUGCAAUUUUUCGUGCCCGCUACCGCUUGGUUCUGCAAAUUGUGCAAUUUCUGGAUGGGAGACUUGCAUUGCGCUUCGGUGCACUUGAAAUCCAAAAAACAUGCGAUCGAAUUCGGCAAAGUCCUGCAAAAAGCGCCCAAUUUCGAGAUUGAUUGGGCGACGGAACGUCAACUUGCCUUCGACGAAAGUGAGUCGCAAUUGCAGGAAAGUGGCGGCAGCGGAACGAAUAAUUUCCUCGACAGUAUCCCCCUGCAGCUGAAGACAAAUAGUAGCAAAACGACGGAAACGAAUGUGCAAAAUCUCAUGGACAAGGUGAUGAAAAGUAUUGAGCCGACGAAGAGAAAAUCGCCGGAAAAAACGAAAAAUCGCGCGUCGUCGGACAAGAAAAAACACAAAAAGGACGACAAAGAGAGCAAAAAGAAGCGACGCAAACGGAAACAUUCGUCAAGUAGCAGUUCGAGCUCCAGUAGUUCAAGUUCCAGCGACAGUAGUUCGAGCAGCUCGUCGUCAUCGUCUUCCGAUAGCGAAGAUGAGACGAAGAAAAAGCUCGAUCCGAUUGCGAUUGUACGUAAAUUACAAUCCGAAGCGAUUGCGAAGCGCGAAAAGGAAACGCAAGGCGGAUGGACGUCCGUGCCACAGAGUGCGAUCGAGUCAAAACGCUUAACGAAACCAAAAAGUCCGCCAGUUAACAUACCAGGACCGAAAAUAAUCUCUUUUUCCUCGGAAAAGGAGAAAAGUAGCGAGCCGCGUGAACGUAAAAGUAGUCGAGAGAGACAUCGCACUACAAGUUCCAGUGCACGUCGUGCCCGAACGCCCGAGAAACGUGACAAAGAUAAAGAUCGCACGAAGACAACCAUCAAAAUUGACACGAGCAAGUCGAGUAAAAACGCUCCAACGCCCCUGGAAAAGUCCCGGGAACGAGCUCGUGAAAUGUCAAAGGCAAAAAAUGAAGAGGACAAGAAAAAACAGUCGUUGAACAAGAAAUUGCCGUUCAUCGGAAGGAUGCCGGUGUUCAAGAAACAACAAGCAAUGGAGAAGGAAGAGCAAAAAAAUCGCGAGGAAGCCCAAAAUUACGACAUGGACAGCAGAUCGAACGAUUGUGACGAUUUAAUGCCAGAUCCGAUGCACUAUGCAUUCCUCAAUGCUCCUCCCCCGCCGCCCCCUCCCGCUCAAAACUACGAAAUGCCUCCCGAAGACACGCCGCAACAAUACACAACACAUCACACCGUUGUCGACGAUGGCGAGGAAAUUCUUCCGCCCGGUCUCACCGAAGAAGAUCACGAGUUAAUUCCACAGCCGAUUUCGGAAGCACCGGCUCCUCGCAAAGGUCCUCUGCCCGAUGACUUCCAAACGGCGCUCAAUAUCAUCUUCGAUGGUGCAAAGCCUCCGUCGCCCGUUGCGCCACCCGAACCUGUGGAGGAAAUCGAGCCGCAAUACGUUUACGAUCCCGAUGCCCCAACAAUGCUCACACACGAAGAUCUGUCGCGUCAUUCCUUUGCCACGGAGAAUUUCGGUGAAAUCGUGUUGCCGCCAGCAGAUGUGACGAUGCAAGUGCCGCAAACGAACAACAACCAUAAUAGUCAUAAAAAUGCAAAGACCGCUCCUUUGCCACCGACAGAUCCGCCGAAAAAGGCACCGAAUGCCGCCGAGCAAAUGGAUGCCUUGGAACUCGCGAUGCUAGGUAUUGAUGCUAGUGACUUAGCGGCUCAAUGUAUGUACAAAUGAAAAUUUUGAUUUUCCUUUUUUAUUAUUCGAUUUAUUCAAAAAAUAUCGAUCUUUGCUGAAAAAUUAAUAAAAAAUAUUCACUUUUAAUUUUUGUUCGUUAAUUUAGUUGUUAGAAAAUGUAAAAAAUAAA